Trypanosoma cruzi is the source of this 3966-nucleotide messenger RNA. RefSeq lists its product as uncharacterized. Lineage: Eukaryota; Euglenozoa; Kinetoplastea; Trypanosomatida; Trypanosomatidae. Gene Ontology annotation, molecular function: calcium ion binding. The record is from RefSeq and is a predicted model, not a curated record. The transcript has a single exon. Bases 1 to 3966 code for a protein of 1321 amino acids.
AUGCAGGCGGCCGAGAGGUUUGUGUCAUCUCUCCUCGCCGCACGAGAGGAAGAGGAGGAGCGGCGGGAAGUGCGCAGGCGGCGGCGCAUUGAUUUCAUCAUUGCGGGAAACAAGGAGCGCACGCGCCGUUGCAAGGAUAACCUGAGCGUUUUUCUGCAACGGGACGUUCAUAGCAUGUCGUUGGUCGAGUGCAAUUUCUUGGACUCCCUUGGGGAUGUAGAGAACUGGUGGGAUCUGAUCAGCAAGCACAUUCUGGAAGAGAAACGAGAGCGCGAAGAGGCUGUGAAGCUACAGAACCACCUAAAAUCAAUGUAUCUUGAAACGACAAAGAGGCGAGAGGAGACGGAGCAGUCAUCCGUAGUUGUAAACGAUGAGCGUCGGUUGCAAGAGUUGGAAGAGUGGUGUUUGGCGGAAGAACGCCGAACGAGGGAAGAGGUGAUUGGAGAAGUCAUGCACCGCAUUCUCGCAGCUGUGGACGAAUGCAUAGGGUUCACUGAAAAACACGCUCUUGAAAGCGACAGUUGGAAUACGUCAUUGGGCAGAAUUGCGCUGAACGCUUUUAUUCGUAAAAUCAACAUGAAAACUUGGACGGAGGAAGGACGAGCUCACAUUGCCUUCAAGGAAAUUUUUAACUGUCAUCCAUUUCAAAUGACAUGUGAUGCGUUUGUCUAUCUCCUCCAUGCCAUUUACAAUAGUCUGGAGCCGGGUCUCCCUCAUGUCAACCGUUUUGAUCUCUCUCGCAGGCCUUUGUUUCUGAUGUAUGGACCAAAGUUCAGCGGUAAGACGGUUGUGUCUCGUAAUGUCGCCGCUGAACUUUCGCUGUUGUCCCUCUCUGAUCGUGACUUGAUACAAAAAGCCCUGGAAGCAUACCGAAAUGAACGAAAUGGUUUACCAACGCUCCUGACGGUGGAGGACAGCAAUGCCUUACCGGUGUUGUCAGCCUAUGAAGAGCGUAACAAGCAGAACGAUGAAAUUGCAUACUACAGCGAGGCACAUAUUGAGCAGGUUGUCGUUUCUUUUGUGCGGCUCAGUUCAUGGGCUGAGGUGGGAAAAACUGUUGAGGAGGCUCUUUUCCGCGGUGAAUCGGUGGAUCCAUUUCUCAUCGUGCAGCUGAUGCAGCUACAGAUGGCCGACACAGAGUUGAAUUGUGAUGGCAUUUUGUUUGAUUCGACGGUUAGGGGAUUAGAGCAGCUUCGUCUCCUUCAGAGUCCCAUUUCAAAGCGUUUCCACCCGUUUGAAGGGGCCCUGCGAGGGUUCCCGGCCUGUAUGGAGGAAGUGUCCUUGUCGUCAAAGCUGCUGCUAGUGCAGCGGGAGGGACGGCCCGAAGCGAGCAAUACGAAGAGCGAAAAUCGAUCACGACCGCCAAAGAAAGGAGUUGACCUUAGUGCAUUACCGCCGCCGGUGCUGCCAGAAGUGAUACGGCUCGAGUUGUCUGAAGAAGAAAAGGAGGCAAUAAAACUCUGGGAGCAACAAGGACAGAAGCACUCUCUCUUCCCAGCGGUGGUGCGCAUUAACUGUGGGACACACGAAAUUUUUUGCCGUUUUGCUGGACUGCGUGUCGAUAAAGAGACAAAUGAAAUUUACCACAUGUUGUUUGACCCACCGCCGCCAGACCGUUUGCCGUAUGUGGUGAACUUUGAUCGUGUGAAGUCUUCCACAGCACAGUUGCACCGUGUUUUGCUUAACGAGCGCCGGAACUGGGAAAAGAUGCGGCGCUGGAUGAUGAGUGAAGGGGAUGGCAGUGAGGUAUUGCACGAAGUCGAUGGAGAAAGACCGUUGGAAAAUAUCGUAUUUGAUGUUCGGCAUAUUCUUCAAGAGGCAAAAAACAAUUACGAGGCGGCUCUUCGGCUUUACGACGCUGCAACGGCUGCAAAAAGGAGGGAAGCAUACAUUGAGGCAAACAUUGCUGAGCAAGAGGAAGCGCGGGAGGCUGAACGAAAACGUCUCGUAGCGCUGUAUACAGAGUUUGGAGCGUCGAUCCCCCCGGAAUUAGAGCCCCGGCCACACUGGACGCCGUUUUACAAAAUGCCGGAUAAUCUGCCAGAAGCCUUCAUGCGGGUGUUUUUGGCCUUUAGGAAGCACUACGAGAGUGCAUACGACUGGUUGGGAACAGCUGUGGAAAAACUUGCCACUGUGAUGUUGGGUCACCGCUGCGAGGCGAUGGGUGCCUUUCAUCGCUUCUGGAAUCAACCAGAUGAAAAGCAGGAAAAAUUGAGUCGGUUCGUGGAAAAUUACAACAGAGUGCUGGUCGAGCUUCCGGGACAGACAUCAUGUAAAGAGGAGCUACACUUGUUGGUGGAUCAGCUCAGGGAAGAGCUGUUUCGCACGCUGGACACGAAAUGGAGGGAGACCAGCGCAAAGACUGAACAACUGACAAAAAAGGAAUUAUUUCUGGACCCAUGGUGUGUCUCCGUGUGUAAUGUUGGCAUUGCGGCAGUGCAAGCGGAACUGGAACGAUUUCUGCUAACAAUAAACUUGGUGGCGAUUUACUUUGGUGCCGUCGUGAAUGAACCAUGUAUGUUUGAGGAAUUGGACUUGGAGGUCAUUGUUUUACGCACCACCGCGGAGAGUGUAAUGGAGCAGACGAAAGGGAGGGAGAAAAAGACGCAGAGCACCAAGAAGACACCGCGACUGGAGGAAAUUUCCGAAAAGACCUUUGAGGACACGUUUGUGGAAGCCAUUGGAAAAAUUGUUACUGCCAUGGAGAACUUUGUGGAGAAAAUUUCCUCCGUCAUUGAUGCGCCGGUGAGGACGCGUGAGAACACAAAGACGUCUGUCGUGGCGGUAGAUAAUGUGAGGGUGUUAAGUGUUCUUAACAGGUGUUUUCCCUUCGCCAAGAGCGAACUCGCCAAGGCGCAGGAACGUAUUUCAUGUAUAAAGCAGUUUUUCCUUCAAAUUCAACGCGAAGGGGAGGCGUACUGUGCACGCAUGAAGGAGGACAUGAUCUCCUAUGCAAGGGAAAAAAAUUUCAGCCAGGCUUCAGCGGUCAACACAGCAAUUUACAUCAUUCGCAAUGCCAUUGAAGAAGAGAAGCCGCUCUCUCCCAUGCACUUGGGUCGCGACACGUUUCAUACUGCCACUGCAGAAAAGGAAAUGCCACGCGCCCAACAGCUUCUUUCACCACAACAUCUACAGAUGAUGGAACCGUCAGACGAGCCAAAGAUCCAUGCAACUCUUUCCUCUUCGCGAUUGGUGGAAAUUAUUCUGGCAUUCCGUUCGGUGGCGCCCGGUUACACACUGGGCCAUGCGGAGUUUUUCAACAUUGUGCGGCCGGACGAUUACGCCGGAGCCACUGCCAGUAAUCUUGGCCGUCUUAAAACGCAGGAAGAGGUGUUUACUUCGUUUGAUUCCCUUGGCUGUGGAUUUAUCGACUGGCGAGAAUUUGUGGUUCACCUGCUCCUGUGGUGUGCGCCGGCGCCGGAGGUGGGGUCCGACGAAGAUGCGGAGAACAAUUUUUAUUUCCCUGAGUUUUCCGUCGAAAACCUGCUGGAGACCCGGACAGAGCUUGGUCUCGAGGCGGUCACCGAGGAUGUCUUUUACGACGUUCCUUUCUUCUUUGAUGAUUGUUUGAAUGACGACCGGCUGGAGGCGUACGUACGCGCGUUGUGGAUGACAUUCUCAACAGAGGAAGGCCUCCUUGAGCCGCUGGCAUUGUUGGCGUUUUUUUGCAGUGACCGACAACCCAUUCGCGGUGCGCAAAAGGCGUUCUACGUUUUCUCCCGCGAACAGGAUGGCAAGCUGACACCGGAGGAGUUGGAUUUUGCCUUUCACGUCCAGGCGACGAAUCCCCGUGAUAUGCGUUUUUUGGAUGCAUUCUCGCCCGAAAACAUUGCAAUGCUGUAUGAUGGUGAGUCAUUGCUGGCCUUUCAGUCCGUUUGCGAGCGGGUAAUUGGGCGCACCAUGCUCAAUAACACCAAGGCGUAUCAACGCAAGCUUUUUAUUACCGACGAUAUCUAUGUAGAGUGA